AUGUCACAAACAAAGGAUAUCAGCUUAAAAAGUAUCUAUGGCGCAUUAAGACACCCUCAAGCUCAAAAAUCAGCUCAGACUCGACAGUUACUUACCACAGCCUCCACACAAACGAUCGAUCAAGUCCUUCGAAAGAUCCUCGGUUAUGCAAAACGAGAACAGACAGACUGGCCAACCAACCGUCUGGCUCACAUGGUCGCAUUUGUAUUCAGCAUGGGAUUUAAGCAUGCGGUCAUCAGCCUUGCAUCAUUUAAAGCCUGUCUGCGUUGGUUAGUCGACUUAUUGCAUUCAAGUCAAGAUAAAGCCACGCUGCGUUAUGGUCUGAAAUGCAUCUGCAUUGUGUUUGAAGCCAUUCAGACAACCACAGGGGCUAACCUAUUAGCUGAUUUUGUGGAUCGAAAAGGAAUACAGAUACUAUUGAUAUUGGCUCAACAUGAAGAACAGUCAAUUCAAUUCUAUAGUUUGCGUGCACUUAAUGCUCAAGCAACGUAUUUCAGCAAGCCAUUGAAUGAAUCCUUGGAUGGGUACACUGUAUGCACUCAAUUACUGUCAGACAUGCCCACCGCACUGAAUACAUUAUGGAUUGUACCACCACCUAGCGACAUUGCUCAGCGCGAGGCCGAAUUGAAGCAAUCCAUGCUGACAUGUCAAUUACUCCGGUCCAUGCUGAAACAUCCAAAUACAGAAUACCAAGUUGGAUUUGCAGAGUCCAAUGGGUUUCGGUCCUUAGCUCGCGUCUGGUGUUGUCUCUGUCAUUAUGAAUACACGCUAGCCACACACCAAGAACCACCUCAGCAUGCAACGUCACAACAAAAACUCGUCUAUGUACUGACAUGUGUGAUUCAACACUGUACAUCCAUCUCCAAAAAAGCAGCAGGGUGUGUUUCUGAAGAACAUGUACGGGCUAAAUGGCAGCCCCUCUUGUCUGUCUAUAUGCAACGAUGGAUUUACGAUACGUGUUGUACUAUGAAUACGCCCAUGUACACACUUGAAUCCUUAGCAGUCGAUAAGACUAUCAUGAACAAAAUGAUUCAGAUCUCUUUAGAUAUCGUGCCUGUACUGCAACACCAUAUGUAUUGGCUUGAUUACGUGGAUCAAGCCGUGUGUGAUUUAACCAAUUUUAUGCUAGCCUAUAUCUCUCAGCCUAUUUUACCAGAACAUGUCACUACCAUGGGCAAACCCAACACUGUCUUGCACAACAAUCUCUGUAUUGAUGUAGAUGAACGAGGUUAUCAGUUUCAUGCUGAUAUGCUUCAGCAGCACCAAAGUGUGUUUGUCUUGAUACUCGAAUCAUUUAUUCAACAUGUACAACUGGCUUCUCUGUCUUUGGUCCAAUUGGUCUGUGGACGUGCUGCUUGGUGUCUCAAGUCUUUGGCGACUGUGCUAUCCAAUGCAGAUCAACUAGAUACAUCGCCUUUACGAUCUCGCAUCUUGAAACUGAUUGUGUUCUUUUUACAUUAUGAUGAUGCGAUCGACACAUUAGCCACAUCCACAACAAGCAUCACCCCCUUUAUUUGGGGAACCACCAUUGAGAUGGCCAAACAAGGGCUUAUGACAACCUGUAUUGAUACAUCUGAAUCCUCGAGUGUGAUCUACAAGGCCAAACGUGCAUUUGUGUCUCUGGAAAAGAUAUCCCAUCAUCACCGUGCUUGUGAACGUCUUGUGGAUUGUGAUGUGCUUCAGUUAGUCGAUCUGGAUCUGAUUCCUUCAGGGCAAGUCAUCGAUCAAUAUCCUUCCUUAUUAUCCAUGUAUGCUGUCUAUUGUCGAUUCCUUGCUGUUUUGUCGCGACGCACAGCCUUUGUGAGGACCAAACUCCGUGAUCAAUACCAUCUGUUUCCGAUCACCUUAAAACUACUGCACGAAGCUGUUGCAUUAAGAGAACAUCAUCGUGUGAAUGAUGUCUUUAAGGCUUGGAAUCAAUUGAUCUCAAGCUGUCUAAUGUUGAUCAGUGCAUUUCAAUACGAUGAACUAUCGAUGCAACAAUGGCUUUGUUGGAAACAAGAAUCGUCUGUCCUCACUCCUCUUUUGGCCAUCUUGUUUCCUUGGAAGGAAGCUGUUGACUGGGCAGCCAUGCAUCGCUAUGUGGCAUCGGAUUUGGAUGUGAUGCUCAAAGCAGCACAACUGUUGGAUCAACUGUCGUGUCAUUCGCUUUGUGGAAGACAGUUUGUGAAUGACACAGCUGCAUUGCCCAACCUGUCUCGACUGAUGAUCUGUUUGACUACCACUGAUCCAUCAAUGCAAUGGAUCAUCACACAAGCAUCUCAAGAGACACCUCAAUUCCAAUGUGCUGAUUACUUAAAAAAGAGCAUGAUGCGUAUGCUCAUGUCGCAUGAAAAUAUGCAGUUCAAUAUCCUCCGUGAUGCAUUUACCAACGCCUUUCAGCCUAUGCUCUAUCAUCCCAACGCAGGCACUUCACAAGCCUACUGGCGACAUUUGAUGUGUGAUGCAUUGUACAAGCACAGAUUCAGUGAUUUCAAUCGACUGUAUCGGUUCACGCAAGACGGAGACAAUGCGAUCAAGUUGCAUGACUUUACAGCAGUAGCAGUUGCCUAUACAGCCAUGGGUGCACCUACACAAGAGGCAUGGAAUGAUGUCUUGGGCUUCAACCAUCUAGAUCAAGAAUGCAUAGCUGCUUCAAAGCAUGUGUUUGGUGCGUUGUGUCAAAUGUUGGUAUAUGAAUUAGAGUAUGAAGAAGAAGAUGACGAUGAUCAUGGCCAGGAUACGUUGUUGAGUCAGAUCACACCGUUGCGUCGGCAUGCAGCAGCACAAGUGAUGGAGGCCAUGUCACUUGAAUUUGAAGUGAUCUGGCAAGCGCGGCCUGUACCAACACAAGAUCCAGAUACCCCUCUUCCUUCCCUAGAGCCUGUAGAAACAGUGACAUUCGUGACGGAUGACAACAGACAUCUUCAGGCUCAUCGUCAACUGUUACGUACUUGCUCGCCUAUCUUUGAAGCCUUGUUAAGUGGUGAUUAUGCAGAAUCCGCUUCAGACAGCCUUAUACCAUUACACGAUGUGAGUUUUCAUAGCCUAGAACUGUUGAUGAAAGCCAUGCAUGGAUCUCCUAUUGAUGGUCUCUCUUGGCAAGACAUGGUGGAAUUACUCAAGAUGUCAGAUCGGUUUGGUGCAACAGUUGUCAAACAUGCCUGUGAGCAUUGGGUGUUGCAAAAAAUAAAGCAACUUGGCAAAGACAAGGCAGAACGUAAGGUCUGUUUAGAAGGCAUGGUAGGCCUGUAUCGACAGUGCCGAGACCCUAUUGAAAAAGAUGCUGGUAUUGCAUCAGACACAUGGCCCUUUGCUGUGGUGCUACGUGAAUGCCUCAAGACGAUUUUGAUGUACAUGUCAGAAUCCAGUCAAACAAUAGCAUUUUUAGAGAUGCGAGUCUAUUGA
This is a messenger RNA of Gilbertella persicaria, 3387 nucleotides long. RefSeq lists its product as uncharacterized. Bases 1 to 3387 code for a protein of 1128 amino acids. The transcript is spliced from 2 exons. The record is from RefSeq and is a predicted model, not a curated record. Gene Ontology annotation, molecular function: protein binding. Lineage: Eukaryota; Fungi; Mucoromycota; Mucoromycetes; Mucorales; Choanephoraceae.